Thalassophryne amazonica is the source of this 1191-nucleotide messenger RNA. Its product is annotated as transmembrane protein 115-like. The record is from RefSeq and is a predicted model, not a curated record. Gene Ontology annotation, cellular component: Golgi apparatus; membrane. Gene Ontology annotation, biological process: retrograde vesicle-mediated transport, Golgi to endoplasmic reticulum. NCBI's taxonomy places the organism in Eukaryota, Metazoa, Chordata, Actinopteri, Batrachoidiformes, Batrachoididae.
ACAUGAAAACGUGGCUGAGGUUAUCCCCUGCAUUUUUUUUUCGAUGAUUGGCAGUGGCAGUCAGUUCUUUUCAGGGUUACAUGUACUGAAAAAUGACUCCACCAUUUACUUUUUAAUGCAGAGCCUUCAGUUACACACAGUAUCGCGGAUGAAGACUCACAGAGAAGAGUGGAUUUUCACAGGUGUCACCUGUUCUGCUUGGCAUUGUUAAUCUCGCACCCUGUGCUGCGGCUAAAGAUCUGCUUUUGCCGUCUCGACCUGAAGAAACAGUCGUGCACAAUGAAUCGGUACCUGCCUGUGGCCCGGCAGCACUUUCUGGCUGCCCUGGCCAGUACCAGCGUGGUGGUGAAAUCCAUAAGUGUUGUGGUGGUUCUCCUCUACCUGCUAUCAUGGGCCGUCAACACUCCAUACGUGCUGGGGGUGACGCCGGGCUACCUCUUUCCUCCCAACUUCUGGGUGUGGACACUGGUGACCCAUGGAGUGGUGGAGGAGCACAUCUGGUGUGUGGCAACCAGUGUGGGCCUGGUUAUGGCCUGUGGGCGCCUGCUUGAACCUCUGUGGGGCGCGCUGGAGCUUCUUAUCUUUUUCACAGUGGUUAAUGUCUCCGCAGGCCUCCUUGCAGGUUUCUCCUACCUCCUAACCUAUGUGGCCACCUUUAACCUGGACUACCUGUUUGGCGUGCGUGUCCACGGAGCAGCUGGGUUCCUGGGAGGGGUUCUAGUGGCACUGAAGCAGACCAUGGGGGAUACUACAGUGCUCAAAGUGCCACAGGUGAGACUCAAAGCAGCACCGGCUUUGCUGCUCCUCCUUAUGGCCUUACUACGCCUAUCAGGACUACUCGCUAGCUCUGCCCCUCUGGCGGCAUACAGCUAUGGCGCCUUGUCCGGCUGGGUCUACCUGCGGUUCUACCAGCGGCACAGCCGGGGCCGCGGAGAUAUGUCGGACCACUUUGUUGCUAGUUUCUUCCCGGAGGCGUUGCAACCGGCUGUGGGGCUGCUGGCCGGGCUGAUCCACUCGGCCCUGGUGAAGAUGAAGGUCUGCAGAAAGAUGGUGAAACGCUACGAUGUAGGCGCGCCUUCUUCCAUCACUAUUAGCUUGCCCGGAACUGACCCACAGGAUGCUGAAAGAAGAAGGCGGAGUAUUAUAUUUAUUUAUUCAUUUUACUUUAUUCAAUCAGGUUACUCCUACUGA